Haemonchus placei is the source of this 633-nucleotide messenger RNA. The record is from the annotation of a GenBank genome assembly. Lineage: Eukaryota; Metazoa; Nematoda; Chromadorea; Rhabditida; Trichostrongylidae.
AUGUCACUGCCAACCCCUUUGUACAAACUGAGUGCCGUUCAGAAACAAUCUGUCUAUGAACCUGCCGAAGACACUUUUCUUCUUCUAGAUGCCAUUGAAAAGGAUUUACAGAAGCUCCGUGACAUUUCACCCGAAAUCGUGCUCGAAAUUGGUUGCGGUUCCGGUGUUGUAUCGGUGUUCUUGAAUAAGGCACUUGGUGGUAAUGUAACCUCCUUCGCUACCGACUACAACCCUGAUGCUCUUGAAUGUACAAAAGAAACGGGACGGCUCAACGAUGUGAAGAUUGAGGUUGUUCGUACUGAUCUCGACGAUGGGUUUGAUCAUCUUGAGAAUAAAGUGGAUAUACUACUGUUCAAUCCGCCUUAUGUACCGACAGAUGAAGAACCGAAAAACGACCUCGAGCGAUGCUGGGCCGGAGGCCCAAACGGUCGAGCAGCCUUGGACCGUUUUCUGCCUCGAGUCUCGCGACUUCUGUCUGACAAAGGCGUCUUCUAUUUGGUUGCAUUGCAUUCGAACGAUAUUCCUUCCCUGCUAUGUGCUUGUCCUGAUCUUCAAGGUGUUGUGACGAUGGAGCGACGAUGCGGCAUUGAACAUCUGUAUAUAAUUAAAUAUACUAGGAAAGAAUCAGCAUGA